Molecule: messenger RNA, 3417 nt
Organism: Bathycoccus prasinos
Lineage: Eukaryota; Viridiplantae; Chlorophyta; Mamiellophyceae; Mamiellales; Bathycoccaceae
Exons: 3
Coding region: 1-3417 (1138 amino acids)
Source: RefSeq, a predicted model, not a curated record
AUGUCGGACGUUCGUCCGCGCAAUCGUCGGUCGCGAAAGGGUAUCAUCGAACGAUCGUUGACGAUUUGUGCGCUUUCGAUACUUUUGUUCGCGUCGCGAGUGGUUUCGGAGGCAAUAAAUGGUCGCGUCGUCGAGGAAGGCGAUCGAACGCAGCGAGAGGAGGAAGAUACAAAAAAGUUGUAUCGAGGAGGAGGAGGAGUGAACUUCUUCGACGCGCCGUUCGGGGACGUGAACGCGAAAGAUGUGCCGAGCAACAACAACAACAACAACAACAACAACGCGGGAGUGAGCGUUGCGGCGUUUGCGCCGAGGAGGGCAUUGCAGGUAAGCGCGAGAGCGUUUCGUUCUUUUUUGUUAACAAAAGAGUUUUCUCUUGGAAUUUCCAAACCGCCUUUUCGCGUUUCGGAUCCAGGAGUUGGCGAGGAUUUGAGCGCGUGCGCGGAUCUCGCCGACGGCAACCUCGCGUUUAGCGUGCACACGUGGUCGUCUUCGCCUUCGGAGGAAGUGUUGCGACUCGGUGCGAUUGCCGGAAACGUCGUGGAUGCAGCAAGAGAGACGUACGUUUCAAUCGUGGUGACAAGAGCGAGUGGAGCGAACGUAAACGAUCCGGUAUCUUUGGCCGGAGUAACGUUGCCUUUUCAAUGGUCGAGAGCGGUUGCCGUGGAGGACGAAGUUUCGGGCGAGACGACGUACGAACCGAGACCAAAGGAGGAGUUUGUCUUUGCGUGUUGGGGUGGACAAAUACUUCCGAAAGGUUCUUCUUCCUCUUCCAACGAGGGUAGGAACGAUGUGUCUUGCGAAGAGAUUUCGCUCACGAUGGACGAUGUUGGACCGAGAGUUACUUUCGGCGCAAACGUCGUUUUGCUCCCAGGCGAGUUUCUCGUCGGCGGGUACUCAAACUUCCUUUUUUCUUUUAAGCACGUCGAGAGUAAAAAAAUUGAAUCGUUGAUGACGUUACGAGCGCCAGUUUGCGACGUCGAAGCGAUGAACACGCUAUCCUCCUCCGUCGCGGUUGUGAGUCCGAACAUGAUUUUUGGCUGGAACCCAAACGUCGGUUUGGAUUUAAACGCGUGUCCGUCACUCGUAGACGUUACGUUUACGACGGUGAAACCGCGACGAUUGACUACUGUUGACGCUUCAUCAUCGUUAGUCUCUGGAGUACUCGGGCAAAGAACGUGUCUCACGUUAGAUCUCACCGAUUUAGUGCUCGAAAUCGAUUUAAUCGAAGAAGGUGAAGACGUUUCUACCACCGCCACGUCAAUUACGUGCGAAGGUUUAGCAAUCGCGACACCUCCAGAAAUGCUCGAUAUGCGAGAGCAGAUCACAAAUUUUUCGUGCGAAGACGCGAGGUUUGAAGUCUCACUCGAUGGGUCAAAGCUUCGAGUUCUCUUGAACGAGAACGUCAAGUUGUGUCCCGGUUGUUUCAUCGUCGGAGGUAACGACAAUGUCUGGGCUAGGUAUGAGACGACGACGACGACAACAACAACUGAAACGACAACUGAAACAGUACCUUCUUCUCCUGCUUUGUCUCCUUCUUCUUCUUCUUCGCUGUACUGUGAAGGCGAUGCAGAGCUCGCACCUCCGAUUCGCGCGUGCAAUGCCGAAGAGAACGCAAACUACAACGGCGAGGAUAUUACCGAAGGUGUCUUUCUCGCCUCUUCCGCAGACGCUUGCUGCGUAGCGUGCCAAGAAAAUCCCAACUGCAACGUCUGGACGUACUGCACAGACGAAGCUGGUGGUUGUGGUCUGAAUGAAUACGUGUCAUCUUAUUCACAAUGUACUUUGAAGGUCUUGGACCAGGCAAUAAUUUCUGCAAGCGUCGAUACUGAGAUUCCGGGAUCUCGAGGCGAGGACGUCACCUACACAUCUGGAAUUUUGCUCGAUAAAAUUGUUGAACCGAUCGCGAGAGAUACGAGCGACGUGAAGUUCCCACCUUGUAACGCAGAGAUAAACGCCAACUACAUCGGAGACGUCAUCGCAAAUGUGACUGUAGACCUUGCGGUGAAUGCUGGAGCGUGUUGUGCGGCGUGUUUGGCAAACGCAAACUGCGAGCUUUGGGUAUUUUGCGAUUCAGAAGGAGGAUGCGAUGAAUACCCCUAUCGCACGUGCACUUUGAAAACGUUUCCUUUAAAUAUCGCGGACGCGUCGUUGGAGUCUCCUGCCGCAUACGCGAGAGGCCCGAACGUUAACUGGACCUCUGGUAUCGUCACUUCCCGAAUUGAUGUUGGCGAGUUGCCCGAACCGACCAGUGAAAGCUGCGAGAUCGAGCAACGCGCGAAUUACAAAGGUGAUCCUCUCAACGUUGGUACUGAUUUGAUCGUAGACUCCGUGGAAUCGUGCUGCAUCGAGUGCAAGAAAAGAUCUGAUUGCAAUGUUUAUGUUUUCUGUGAAAACGAAGAUGGUUGCUCCAACGCCUAUUUUAAUUACGGUUUCGGCGAAUGUUGGCUAAAGAAAGCUCCGGCUGAAUUUUUAGUCUCGGAAGAAUUCCCGGCUUGGGAACGCGGCGAGGGCGUUCCUUGGGCAUCCGGGAGAGUUUCUCCGAGACCAAUCGGGCCAUUUGAGAUUCCAAAAUCGUGCGCCUCCAAGACGAACGCGCUAAGAGAUGCGUGCACGCCUUUGCUCGCGGAACCAGAAGCCAGAUCUGGCGAUACGACCAAGUGCUGCCAGUUGUUGGAAGCGUCGAACGUAGAUCGCUGUUUCUGUGAAAGCGACGCUUUAGCAGAACUCGGUGAUCGAGAAGAUGUGCUGUUGGUUGCCGAAGCCGUGUGCAAUUUGACGGAGCCACUUUUGAUCGGAGAGAAAUGUGUGCCCGUGGAAGAAGUGAUUACGGUUGAAAUUUCUCCCCCGCCUCCUUCUGUGUCGCCGCCGCCGCCGCGCGCACCGUUUGCAGUUGUUUCGGUUGAGUCUCCACCACCGCCAUCUUCUCCACCUCUGAUUCCGAUGCCACCGCCUCCGUUGGUGAUCGCGUCACCUCCUCCUACAUCUCCGUCGCCACCGCCGCCUUCACCGGUUUUAGUCGUCGCUUCGCCGCCACCUCUUCAACCGGCUGCUCCCAAUCCACCGCCGCCGAUGCCGAACCCCCCACCACCAAUGGCACCUCCGGUGUAUCCACAACCACCUCCACCUAUUCCAAAUCCACCACCGCCGCUCAGUCCCAGUCCUCCACCCUUUGCCCCAGCGUCGCCCCCACCAUCGCCGUUUCCACCGAUUCCUCCGUCUCCGUUGGCGCCGCAGCAGCCUUCUCCUCCUCCACCAUUCGCUCCUCCACCAAUUCCUCGCUCUCCGUGCGUCCUCCUCACAGAGUCAAUUAAUACGGAUUGUAGCGCGCUGUUUGUGGAAAACGGUCAGCAAAGCACGAUUUCGCAGACGUGUUGUAGUUUGAUACAGACAGCAAACAACGAUCGACGAUUCGAUUAG